AUGGAGGAGACGUUGGAUCCCUGGGUGCAAGUGGCGGCAGCCUUAGACCUGCAGGAAGGGAAAGCGGGAGCUGAUUAUUCGCAUGCAGCUUCAGCUUUGAAAGAGAAAUAUGCAGAAGAUAUUGAAGUAGCCUUGUUGGAGAAUAGGCUGGAGAGAAGAAACCAAGACGCAGUUGCAAUGUCUGUGAAGAAACUUCGAUUGCCAAGUCGCGUAUCACCACGAAAACAAAAACCUGCAGAUUGUCAUAGUCUUGCCUAUGCGGAAAAGGAAUGGACGUUUCAAAGCAGACGCUUUUUAGUGAUGCGGGCAGACAGUUCAAAACAGUUAGAGGAUUGUUUGCAAUCAUACAUGAAGAUGAAUAAAUGCAACCAGGAAGAGGCGAAGGAGAGAUGUGAAGAGUACAAGAUUGUACUAAAAGAGAAUUAA
This is a messenger RNA of Seminavis robusta, 426 nucleotides long. Lineage: Eukaryota; Bacillariophyta; Bacillariophyceae; Naviculales; Naviculaceae. The record is from the annotation of a GenBank genome assembly.